Messenger RNA from Lactuca sativa (garden lettuce), 597 nucleotides. RefSeq lists its product as uncharacterized. The record is from RefSeq and is a predicted model, not a curated record. Lineage: Eukaryota; Viridiplantae; Streptophyta; Magnoliopsida; Asterales; Asteraceae.
AUGCAGGUGAAUGAUAUUCUAACCGACAACAACUUCAAUGAAUGGAAACAGGAGAUGAUGAACUUAUUGUUUGCAAGGAACAAGAUGAGCAUAAUGGACGGAUCGAUCAAGAAACCAGAAACCACAGAUCCCAUAUACAUGGCAUGGGUAAGAGUCGACGCCAUGAUCAAAGGUUGGCUAACAAUUGUAAUGGAAAAAGAAAUCCGUACGAGUGUAAGGUAUGCCAACACCUCAGCAGAGAUUUGGAAGGACCUUGAGGAGAGAUUCGAGAAAGAAGGAGCUCCUCGUGCCUACGAACUAAAACAGUCUCUAAAUAUUACAAGACAAGACGGUAACUCUGUGUCCUCUUACUAUACAAAACUGAAAUCCAUUUGGGAUGAGUUGCAGAUUGUCCUCCCCACGCCACAAUGCACCUGCAAUGGAUAUGAUUGUGCCAUAAGGAAGCGUCUGAACGAAGUGAAAGAAAAGGAAACGACCUACGAGUUCCUUAUGGGACUUGAUGAGGAAUUUGCUAUCAUACGAACCCAAAUUUUAGCUAUGAAGCCUACACCCACUUUGGGGAUAAGCUAUCACCUAGUUGUUGAAGAUGAGCAGUAA